Molecule: messenger RNA, 1992 nt
Organism: Diaporthe amygdali
Lineage: Eukaryota; Fungi; Ascomycota; Sordariomycetes; Diaporthales; Diaporthaceae
Product: NPL4 family protein
Exons: 2
Coding region: 1-1992 (663 amino acids)
Biological process (GO): ubiquitin-dependent protein catabolic process
Cellular component (GO): nucleus
Molecular function (GO): ubiquitin protein ligase binding; ubiquitin binding
Source: RefSeq, a predicted model, not a curated record
AUGUUGCUGAGAAUCCGUGGGCCUGAUGGCAUGCUGCGCAUCAAUGUCCAAGAGACCGACUCCUUUGCAGAUGUUGCCGACAAGUUCUUGACCGAGCUGCCGCCCACCGUCGAUCCUAACACGAUUUCUUUCUCUAACACACCAGGGGGCAACGACUUCAAGUCCCUCUCCGAAGUAGGGAGCUUGAAUGUUGCAAAGACUGGUCUCCGCCAUGGCGACGUGAUCUUCAUAAGAUACCAACAUGCUCAGGUCCUGGGCAACGGCAACGUGAACGGCGACACGGAUCAAGCUAAGGCGCCAUUGGCAUCCUCGACGAACCGACUGAAUGGAAAGCCCAUCUUACCGACCGAGGACCUUCCCAUCGACCCACCGCCGCUGACAUCCCCGAACGAGAGAAUCAAGAAUCCCUGGGAGGUCGUCGUGCAGUCCAAGCUUGACGAUGCCUUGGACAAGAAGAGCGGCAAGAUACCCCGGAAGAUGGAUACCAUGUGCCGCCAUGGGCCCAAGGGCAUGUGUGACUACUGCCAGCCUCUAGACCCUUUCGAUUCCAAAUACCUCAACGAGAAGAAGAUCAAGUACAUGUCAUUCCACGCAUAUCUCAAAAAGAUCAACGCAGACAAGAACAAGCCCGAGUCCGGAAGCUCCUACAUUCCUCCCCUUGUUGAGGCAUACUACCGUGUCAAACGCGACUGUCCCUCAGGGCACCCACAGUGGCCCGAGGGUAUCUGCACUAAGUGUCAGCCGAGUGCUAUCACGCUGCAGCCCCAGCAAUUUCGAAUGGUUGACCACGUCGAGUUUGCCUCUCCGGCUAUCAUCGACACAUUCUUGAACGCUUGGCGCAUGAGCGGGUCUCAGCGGAUAGGCUUCUUAUACGGCAGAUAUGAAGAGUACAAUGUCGUCCCGCUGGGGAUCAAAGCUGUGGUGGAAGCCAUUUAUGAGCCGCCUCAGGUGGACGAGAUAGAUGGAAUCAACCUUAACCCUUGGGAAAACGAGAAGGAGGUCACGGAGGUUGCUAGAUUGUGUGGUCUGCAGCAAGUCGGUGUGAUUUGGACUGAUCUCCUCGAUGCGGGGAAUGGAGACGGGACUGUCAUAUGCAAACGACACCAGGACUCGUACUAUAUCGCAUCGCAGGAGAUCACUUUCGCCUCCCGCUUGCAAGCACAGCACCCGAAGCCUUCCAAGUGGAGCGAUACGGGACGGUUUGGCUCGGACUUUGUCACUUGCAUCAUCUCGGGCAACGGAGAGGGCGGAAUUGAGAUCAGUGCAUAUCAGAUGACCAACGACGCCGUCGAGAUGGUCAGGGCCAACAUUAUCGAGCCCUCUGCUGAUCCUGGACGAAUGCUAGUACAGGAAGAAGAGGAAGACGACGGGUCAACUAGCCGGACACGGUACAUACCCGAGGUGUUCUACCGGAAAAUCAACGAAUACGGCGCCAACGUGCAAGAGAAUGCAAAGCCGGACUUCCCUGUUGAGUAUCUAUUCGUCACGUUAACUCACGGAUUUCCCGACAACGCACGGCCAACAUUUACGGAUCUAGUCUUCCCGGUCGAGAAUCGAGAGCAUAUUGGCGAGGCUCAGGACCCGAGUGCUGUGGCGCAGAAGCUAAAGGCCAGUUCAAAGUCAGACAAUGGACAACUUGUUGUCUCAAACUUCCACUUCCUGUGCUUCCUGCACGGCAUGGGCGUGUUGAGUAAGGAUGAGGAAGCCCUUCUCUGCCGCGUGGCGACCGGCCACGAUCUCGCAGACGCGUUCCAGCUCAAAUCAACAACAGGAUGGCAGACCUUGCUGGCAAUCUUACAGUCGACUGGUGAGAGAAUCCCCAAACGCGGUCGUGAGGAGUUGAUGGACUUGGACACCAGCUCCGAUUCUUCCUCCCCCUCUUAUGCACCCCAUUACGACCCAGCUACCGAACAUCUUGCUAAGCGCGUUGCUGCCGUUAGGCUGAACUCGACCCUCCCGGAAGACGUCAUUAAUGAUACCGACUCGAAUUGA